Lolium perenne is the source of this 1273-nucleotide messenger RNA. RefSeq lists its product as uncharacterized. Lineage: Eukaryota; Viridiplantae; Streptophyta; Magnoliopsida; Poales; Poaceae. The record is from RefSeq and is a predicted model, not a curated record.
AAGAGUGAGAGUUAUGGACAAUGAUCUGAUGCGGUCUGAUUCUCAGUGCUGGCUUCUGAUGGAAGAAGUCCAACGUAAAGAAGAGGAGCUGCAAAAGGCAGCCUUACAAAUAGAGAAGCUUGAAAGUGUAACUUUAGAUUCACAAUGUGAAAUUGAGAGUUUAAAACUUGAUUUGACUACACUUGAGCAAAGACUAUUUGAUGCUGAGAGGUUUGGCCAGCAUGCUGCUGAGUACAAAGCUAAAAUUGAGAAGCAACUGAGAGAGUAUGAGCUCCAGCUGCAAGAGGCACGAAAGACAAUUGAUCAUCUUGAAGUUGAGAAUACACAACUGAAAAAGGAAUUCUUGCCUAGAAGGGUUCCUAAACAAUCCUCUUCUACAUCUGUGGAGCAACUUGACAAAACAUUGGAGAAUGAUGGUCAUGCAAACUAUGAAAGAGAUCAUGGAGUUCUUGAAAAGAUAGGGAGGCAAAAUGAAGAACCUGAACUUCUAAUUGAGCAGCUUAAGGUAGAACUUCGAGAACAGAAACUGAAAGCAAAGGAGGAUGCGGAAGACCUCACUCAAGAAAUGGCUGAACUGAGGUACCAGAUAACGGGCAUGCUUGAGGAAGAAUACAAGCGCCGGUCUUGCAUUGAGCAAGCGGCUAUUCAACAAAUUCAGCAGCUGGAGGUUCAGGUCUCCAAAGAGCAAACAGAAUUGAGCGGAGCUCUAAGGCGACUGCAGGAAUCCCAUGAACUAGCUGACACACAGGCUAUGGAGAUUAAGAAACUGAAGAACGCUUUAGGGAGGCUGGACUCCGCACUGAAUCACGGGAGAGUUUGCAGAUCUUGUUCUUGCGGGUUCUGUUCAAUGUUGGUAGAAUUGUCUAAGUGCUCGAUUGAAGGGUCACUCGAUCUGAGACCUUCCAACUCUAGCAAAAUUGAUGAAACUUGGCAGAACCAAGGGCUGCUAGAGUGGCGUCCUGAUGAAGCUUCAGCCAGUGACACAGUAUAGAAUGUAGAUAUGCUAGAUGCACUCAUGUUUGUGCAGCUGCUGUAUAGAAGAAUUCUUUGUGCUACUGCUGUAUGUAAAUGCAUAUGCAUUUGUAACCUUAGUGAGCUGUUUUAUUUGCGGAUUAGUUUCCCAGCGUCCGCUUGGAGUUAAGCUCCAACGAUGAUGCCAAUGUAACUUGUAACACUUCAUUCAUCAUGUCAAAUUCAACCUCACAAGGAUGUUACUCAUAUAAUAUGAUGGUAGCUGACACAGAUCUGCAAAAUGAGAAUGGUGUGAGUGGCA